Molecule: messenger RNA, 2229 nt
Organism: Penicillium salamii
Lineage: Eukaryota; Fungi; Ascomycota; Eurotiomycetes; Eurotiales; Aspergillaceae
Source: the annotation of a GenBank genome assembly
GAGCUUGCAAGUGCCUAUUGCCCACAGAUCGACCCAGCCCUCUUCCAGGCGCUUGUUCAAGAUUACGAUUUAGCAAUUCCAGACCAGGUUGCGCGGCUGUGCGAGACACUCGAUGUGCUUAAAUUAUCUGCCGCAGAACAGGAAGAUCUGCCCUUUGAUCCCACGGGAACAACAAACCUGAGAAACUAUGAAAGUACUGGGUCACCACGCACGGAAACAUCCAGCGGUGGAACGUUUUCUGACGUCCAGAACUGGGCCUCGCUUGAGAACCUUGAUGUGGAAAAUGGCGAUGCCAACGGUGACAACUAUGGGACCAAAGAAUCUCAGCGCGCGCCUCAUUCCUCAGGCAUGCCUAUCGCCGAGAAAGCCCAGAGCCUGAUCAGUAUGUUCCCGAGCAUCACUCGGCUGGAGGCUGAGGGUAUUCUCAAAGACUGCCAUGAUAGUCUUAGUCGUUCAAUGGAUGUCUUGUUAAACCUCGCUUUCAUCGAAGAGACUCAAAUUGCAGGAGAUAUCUCCCAACAAACUGAAAUUGCUCAGGGCUUCGGUCAGCCAUUGGCUCCCAAGUCCAUAGAUGGGUUUCAAGCCACGGAGAAUUCAACCGGCAACAAGAAAAGCCGCAGAAAGAAAAACAAGCAACAGAAACAAAAUGUUGUCGAUUUGGCUGCCAAGGCCACAGCUGGCCCUGCCUCCAAUAAAUGGGAAACUGGCACCAAGGACAUCGACUUCAUUGCAUCGCGAGCUUGCACUUUGCCACGGGAAAAGGUUGCUUCAACUUAUCACUCGAACUCCAUGUCACUUUGUGCGACUCUGCGAGUCUUGGCGAAUGCCCAAGCCCCGGCCAACGCUCAAGAAAUUGAAGAAGACCCGGUCUUGAUCACACAAGUGGGAGAUCUCGCUCGCAACUACCCCGCUAUUGAGCCUACCACGUUGGUCGGCUUGAUCAGGAUUGCUAACAAUGACAUCUCUGCAGCAGACGAGUUAGCCGAAGCUUUAUCCCGUCGGCCUACCCUAAGCUCAGUCUCAAACAUCAUUACGUUUGUCUCAAAGCCCCCGGUGAUAGAAGAAGACGAGAACGUCGCACCAUUAAGUGAGGGAGACGGCUUUGCCGAGUCCAUGGACUACGCUCAAGCGUCAGUGGCUGCUUCAUCCCACUUCGCUGCUCGAUCGGCUGCCCUGGCCCAGGCAUCACAGGCAGCUCGUCGAGCACGGUCGAACCCCCUCUACGGCGGUGCGUCUGCGUAUUACCGAGAUAUCGGAAAUGAGCAGCGUCAGCUCGCCAUGCGUCAUUUGGCGACUGCCUCUGACAGGCUUGUGGCGAACCAAUCGAGAAACUGUGACUUGGAUUUGCAUGGCGUGAACGUCGCCAAUGCACUGAGAAUAUCUCGUCGGAGUGUUCAGGAUUGGUGGGAUGCCUUGGGCGAUAAAAAGUACGUUCGGGGCGGAGGGAGAGAUGUUCACGGUGGCUUUAAGAUCAUAUGUGGUGUUGGUAAUCAUUCCCAGGACCGCAAAUCUCACCUGGGGCCUGCUGUGUGGAAUAUGUUGCGAAAUGAAGGAUGGCGGGUGGAGCUCGACCGAGGCUCCAUGCUGGUCAUUGGGAGAGAACGUCGUCUUAUCUCCCCCCUCAAGCCUCAAAUCAUACCUCUCCGGCUUACGCCGUCCUUCCCCGCUCGAUCUUUGUCCAGUUCGGCAAAGCAUCCUCGUCCACAGGCAGGCCCGAAGACUAUCAGAACUGUUUCCACUAUACCAUUCAUUGGUGCCUUUUUCAGUUCCAAUCGCAAAACCGAAAAUUCUUCCGAAGCCAUGUCAUACCCCGACCAGCGAAGUGAAGACCAGUGGAGGACUGUUCUCAACCCAGAACAAUUCCGAAUCCUCCGCGAGAAGGGAACUGAACGCGCCGGCACUGGUGAAUACGAUAACCAUCACCCGUCCAAAGGUGUUUACAACUGCGCCGGCUGCGAUGCCCCGCUUUAUACCGCCGACCACAAGUUCAAGUCUGGCUGCGGUUGGCCUGCAUACUUUGAUUCUAUCCCCGGUGCUGUGACCAGACAUGUGGACAGCACAUUUGGCAUGAAGCGAACGGAGAUUGUCUGUUCCAACUGCGGAGGUCAUCUCGGCCAUGUGUUUGAGGGCGAGGGAUACCCGACUCCCACAGAUGAGCGUCAUUGUGUCAACAGUAUCAGCCUGCGAUUCACUGAAGAUGCUGCGAAAGAGCCCAAGUCUAAGGCUUGA